This is a messenger RNA of Oncorhynchus mykiss (rainbow trout), 5800 nucleotides long. Its product is annotated as tumor necrosis factor alpha-induced protein 3. Gene Ontology annotation, molecular function: cysteine-type deubiquitinase activity; zinc ion binding; DNA binding. Gene Ontology annotation, cellular component: nucleus; cytoplasm. Gene Ontology annotation, biological process: cytoskeleton organization; protein K33-linked deubiquitination; cell migration. Lineage: Eukaryota; Metazoa; Chordata; Actinopteri; Salmoniformes; Salmonidae. The record is from RefSeq and is a predicted model, not a curated record.
CAGCCUACCAGGGAACAGUGGGAUAACUGCCUUGUUCAGGGGCAGAACAACAGAUGUUUACCUUGUCAACUCAAUGUUCUACACUGCACAGAGGGAGUUGCUAUCUGGUAGAGGACCAGCUCUUUCCUGACUUCCUUCCUCUACAGUGGCUGCAAAUGGCCUUCAUCAGACUGCAUUACACCAGAGGGGGAGCCCCUAAAUAGUCUUUAUAUACAAUGCAGGUAAAGUAUGAUGCUCUGUGUAGCUGAGGGUUAUGCUGCUGCAAAUAGCUGUCUAUGUUGAGUAGACAUGAGGUUAUGGGUAAUUACACAUAUCCUUUAUAUGGAUUAGAUGUGUUAAUAAACUCAAAUGAAUUGUGGGUAAGCCCCAUCACCCUAGAAGUAUUAUUUUAGAUGAAUCAGUAAUCUCCAUGUAAGUUUGCUUGCAAAUCGUUUAAGUGCAUGCUGUAUAGGUGUAAUUAUGUGACUACAGUAUGCUUUGCCUUCCUACACUGUAAUUACCCCGCACCUCUCCAAAAACCUGGAUAUGUAAGUAUGUGUGUCUUUCGGAGUGUUGGGUUAAAAGUGGAAGUAAAAUUUCGGUUGGACCUUAUGUGCAAUUGACCAAUAAAGUUAUUUAAAUCUUAAUCUUAUUUACUGUAGGCCUACCCACAUGUAACAAACAUGUAGUUAUUUUUGAGAGGUCAGAGAGGCGGACCAGCAGCCAUUCUAACCAAAUGGACAAUACAUUCCAUUCCAUUCUAAUCCAUUUCAUUAAAUUCUAUUCAAUUCCAUUCCAUUUCAUUCUAUUCCAUUCUAUUCUAUUCAUGGCAAUGCAUAGGAUUGUGGAAAUACAUUUCUCCCAUAACAAGACUAGGGUAUGUAGGCCAACGUCUACAUUUUUAUUGUGAAUCUGAGUCAGGAUUUAGGUCAGAAUUAUGACUUAUCUCAUUCCAAUGUAAUAAUUUUUUCUAGGGCUCGCUGUCUCGUAAAAAAAUGACACUCCCUCUUUGUGCUCACUGACGCGCCUCCAUUGUGCACAGUAGGUGGGACCAUGCAUUUCAGUGCGCUAUUCGUCACCAACACGAUCCAGAGAACGUAGCAUAAUGGCGCUUUGCUCAGACACCCCCUAUGUUUUGUGAGAUGUAACUGCGUCCGAAGGCUGUGAGAGAUAAGUGGAAAGUCCCUAACACUGGGAAUCCCCUUUGUCUGCCUGGGCUUUUCCGCAGUCUGCAUGAAAUACAUUAAGUUGGAGGACGUGAUCUAUGCUUUGACAUAAAGAGUAAACAUACCAACAUAUAAUUGAUUGUGAAGAAGGCUGAAUGGCGCUGUUUGGACUGCUGCGGUUACCCUGAUUGAAGUGGCAGAAGACUACCAGGAGCAUCCUUAGGGCUUUGUUGGUGGUCUUAUUGUACAGUUCUGCAUUGGUACACGUUACAUCUGGUGAACACCAUGUCCCAGGGACAGAAUUUCCUGCCCAAGUUCCUCUUUGUGAGUAACCUGCUGAAAGCGGUCAAGAUCCGGGAGCGGGUGCCCAACGAUGUAGUGAAGCCGGCGGGCAGUGAAAGCCUGAUGCACCACCUGCGGGGCAUGCACCGGUACACACUGGAAAUGAUCAGCAUGAGCCAGUUCCCUCAGGCCUUCCAACAGGUCAUUCAGGCAGCCAUCUUGGACAGGGCCAUGCAGAGCUCCCUAGAGCAGGAGAAGAAGCUCAACUGGUGCCACGAGGUCAAGAAAAUGGUACCACUGAGGACCAAUGGAGAUGGGAACUGUCUUCUCCAUGCUGCCUCUCAGUACAUGCUGGGGGUGCAGGACACAGACCUGGUCCUGAGGAAGGCCCUGCACAGUGUGCUCAAGGAGAACGAAACAGGCAACUUUAGAGCCCGUUUCCAGACAGAGCUACUGCAGUCUCAGGAGUUCACCCAGACUGGCCUGCGUUACAGCACCAUGAAUUGGGAGGAGGAAUGGGAGAAGAUCAUCAAGAUGGCCUCGCCUGUGUCCAGCCGCAAUGGGCUGCAGUUUGACUCCCUGGAGGACAUGCACAUCUUUAUCCUCUCCAACAUCCUCCGCAGGCCCAUCAUCGUCAUUGCAGACCAGGUGCUGCGCAGCAUGAGGUCCUGCUCCUCCUUCUCUCCCCUCAACGUGGGGGGCAUCUACCUUCCUCUGCACUGGCCUCCAAGGGAGUGCUACAAGUACCCCAUAGUGCUCGGCUACGACUCCCAGCACUUUGCCCCCCUCAUCACCAUCAAAGACAGUGGCCCAGAGAUCCGAGCAGUGCCGCUGAUCAACCCGGGCCGCGGGGGCUUCGAGGAGCUCAAUGUGCACUUCUUGAUGGAGAAAGAGCAGACGCAGAAGGAGAGGCUUCUGAAGGACUACCUAAUGCUGAUGGAGAUCCCUGUCAUUGGACUGGGCUACGAUACCACACGCAUCAUCAACGCUGCCAGGCUGGAUGAAGGGAACCUGCCUGAGGACAUGAACCUGAUGGAGGACUACCUCCAGUUGGUCAACCACGAGUACAAGCGCUGGCAGGAGGACAAGGACCAACUGUGGGCCCCCCACCCCCAUAGACCACCCCCCUUCUCCGUGUCUCAGCUGUCCCUCAUCGAGAUCCGAUGUGCCACACCACGGUGCACCUUCUACGUCUCAGUGGACACCCAGCCACACUGCCACGAGUGCUUUGAGAAACGCCAGGGCCAGCCUAACGGGAGGAUAGAGGCUGCCUCUACGAAAGGCGGAAAUCAGGCUUGUGAGCCGGGGUGUAGUAGUAGAGUACGGCCCAGCCCCUCUGGCUGCCUGGCGGUGUUAUCCAGCCCGCUCUCCAUCGCUCCACCGCGCUCGGCGUCCUGCUGUUACAGCGAAACCCACGCCAUGAAGUGCAAGAUGCCUGGCUGCGUUUUCACCCGCAGCAAGGAGCACAAUGGUCUGUGUGAACGCUGCUUUAACAGCCAGCAGAAUGCACCAGGAAGGUGCGGCAUGUGCCACCAGGAGGCCUUCAGGAUAUUUAACGGACUGUGCCCCCCUUGCUUCCAGAGUACUGGCACAGAGCGGCGCGAGGAGCCCCAGCCGCCGGCAGCAGCGUCCUCUUCUGGGUCGUCAUGGACCAAGCCCCCGUCCAAGGAAUCUGAGUGCUCGGGCCGACCCUGUAAAAGGUUGGGAUGCCAGUUCUUUGGUACUCAACAGAAGCGUGGAUUCUGCACCAUCUGCUAUGUGGACUAUCAGACCAACCACCUUGCGACCCUUCCUGCUCCAAUCCAGACUCGCCACGCGUCGGAGGCAGGCUUCCAGAAUGCUUCGCGCUGUCAGGGCCUGGGGUGUGGGGCCAUGGGCAAUGCCAUGCUGGAGGGCUACUGUAACAAGUGCUUCUUUAACGAGCAGAGCUCCAGGUUCAACCAGAAUGCUACCAGGGCUCCCGGUGCCCACUCCCCUCCGCUGGUCAUGCGGACUGCUAAACCAGAACAAGACAAACCCAGAAAGACCCAGACCCAGGCCACGUGCAGGUGGAAUGGCUGCAGUAACUUCUCCCACGGCUGCACAGACCCGUGUCCAGAGUGCCGGGCCACACGAGGGCAGAGAGAGAGCCGCAGGGAGAGGGCAGGGGCACCUAAGGAGACGAUGAAGCAGAGCUGUAAAGCCCAAGGCUGUGACCACUAUGCCAACAUAGAGAAGCAAGGCUUCUGUAACGAAUGUGACCACUUUAAGCAGGUCUACAGGGGGUGAGCCCAAAGGUUUGGGGAAGAUUAAAAUGGUCGUGCCACCAUGCUAGUCAAAGCAUCUCUGAAACUAGUGAAUCUAAGGCCAGACGCCCGUUUUAACAUGUGCUCAUGAAGAGAAAAGAGCAGGGGCAGUCGAAAUGGCAGGCAGAAUACCUCUUGUUGCAAUUAUUAUUAUCCCACGUGUACAGGAUGAAAGGUGAGGUAUACGUGUCAGACAACGGACAACGUGUACAGUAUCAUGCUGUACUACUGAUUGUAUCUUGAAAAAGCGCAAUACGUAAGCUGCUUAAUAAUAUGGGCAAGCAAUUCUCUAUCAAGCAGCUAGUCACCGACACAAUGUGAUAAAUUGCAGCUUUUGUUUAAGAACCUCAUCGACCAAAAUUCUGACAACUGCAAAGUUGUGCCAAAGCCAUCACGACCACUAACAAAAUGAGAGUUUGGUCAGUAGAAAUGUGGUUUAAACAGAAUUAGGUACAGUCAAAACUGUUCCAUACCUAGACAGCUAAUGUACAGUAUCUGAGUGAUUGUGAGUGGGCAGUACCCUUAAGUACUGAAUGGUGCUACUCGAACAGAAGUCAAACGUAGAGGUUAUGUUACAUGACAGAGAAAAACGGUAGUUAAAACUCAAUAAUAUUCAACCUCAAUACAUAUGCUGUUGUGCUCUUGUUUUCAACCUCUCCCACUGCCACAUAGAUGUCUGCUGGCAGUACAUAUGCUGUUGUGUUCUUGUUUUCAACCUCUCCCACCACCACAUAGAUGUCUACAGGCAGUACAUAUGCUGUUGUGUUCUUGUUUUCAACCUCUCCCACCACCACAUAGAUGUCUACAGGCAGUACAUAUGCUGUUGUGUUCUUGUUUUCAACCUCUCCCACCACCACAUAGAUGUCUGCUGGCAGUACAUAUGUCGUUGUCGACCACUUUUUGGAUCUCUACUGUAGAAGUCCAAGUUAGCGCUUGCCCUGAGAGUUGUACCAUGUUACAGUGUGUUCUAUAUGUGGUAAUGCUGGGCAAUUACCUUCACACAGACUCCUAGUUAAUGAGUUACUUAUAGAUGAGAGCAGAGUUCAGUUGAUCUCGUCCAAGGGGAUUGCCAGUGAGGAAAGGAGUGUGUGUUUGGAGGUAAGGAAGGAGAACAUAAAGGCAGGAGAAAUCCCUGUACAGCUCAACACCCCAUUCAGAGGAGGGAGAACAUAAAUCCAGGAGAAAUCCCCGUAGAGCUCAACACCUCAUUCAGAGGAUGGAGGGAGGGAGAACGUUAACAAACACCUGUGGGGAAAAACAGCAACACAGCCCUUAGCUUGGUUCAUACCUUGUAGCUGUGGCAUGGCUGGACCCCAGGAAGAGUAGCUGCUGCUUUGGCUGCAGCUGAUGGGGAUCCAUAAUAAAUACAAAUACAAGCCUGCAGUAAAAUACCUCACCACCCAUAGAACUUGGCCUGCAGUAUAGUACCUCUUUAUCGUAGGGGCUCUGCUGAAAUCUGCUCUGCUCACACGAUGCCUCACUCUACUACUCUGUUUGAUAUAAAACUGACAUGCCUGUGUUUUCUUCUUUUAAACCUAUAUAUUUGAACUGACGUUUCCUUCCUGCCCAAAAACGUGCCAUCGUCUUCAAAGCAUUGAUUUGACCUCUUAACUAACGCAUCGUUGAAGUCUGUUCAAUAUGCAUAUGCGACAUCUGUUAAAUAUGCAUAUCUGACGCCUGCAAAAAAAUGUAUUUUGUUGAUUAGACUUAUGGCAGCAUAGAUAUAGAUCUGCGCUUUAAGCAGAUGAUACACAUAAUAUAUUACAAGGGUAAUUAGUUGUCAGUACAUGCUCUUUGGUUAUGGGUCUGAACCCCGUUCAGACCACUACAUACUACACAAUACUUAAUAAGCUGCUCUGGUACUUUCCUUGACAUGCAUAGGGACGACAUUCCAAUGUUACACAUAAACAUGCAAAGUUGUAACAAAACAUGCAAAAGUUGUGAGACAUUUUUGUGUAACCUGUCAAUAAUAGGGUAUUGUAUGAAAAGCUUUGUUUUGUAAGUAUUUAUUAAUAUCAAAUAAUAUCUGUACUGUGCGUUUCAAUACUUAUUUAUAUGUCCUGAAAUGAAUUAUUUUUAUUAAGAAAA